Molecule: messenger RNA, 699 nt
Organism: Didymosphaeria variabile
Lineage: Eukaryota; Fungi; Ascomycota; Dothideomycetes; Pleosporales; Didymosphaeriaceae
Gene: MDE1
Product: Methylthioribulose-1-phosphate dehydratase
Exons: 2
Coding region: 1-699 (232 amino acids)
Cellular component (GO): cytoplasm
Molecular function (GO): metal ion binding; methylthioribulose 1-phosphate dehydratase activity
Source: RefSeq, a predicted model, not a curated record
AUGUCCAAUUCACCAGAAUCAGAGGCGCUCGUCCUCUCUGAAGACCCAGAGCACCCCGCAAACCACAUCUGCACGCUCUGUGCAAAGUUCUACAGCCUGGGAUGGGUGACGGGGACCGGCGGUGGCACGAGCAUACGGCAUGGAGAUAAGAUAUUCAUUGCGCCGAGUGGAGUGCAGAAGGAGCUUAUGAAGCCGACGGAUAUGUUUGUCAUGGACUUCGAGAGUAGGGAGUAUUUGAGGAAGCCGCGGGUCCACAAACCUUCCGCAUGUACGCCCCUCUUCUACGCAGCCUUCAAGCGCGGCGCCGGCUGCUGCAUACACACGCACUCGCAAUGGGCCGUCCUCGUUACCCUGCUCGUCGAGCGCGACAUUGGAACCGACGCGUGUUUCGAGAUCGAGCAGAUCGAGCAGAUCAAGGGGAUACCGAAGGGAAGGGGUAAGGUGGGCAAUCUGGGAUAUUUCGAAAGGCUGAAGAUUCCGAUCAUCGAAAACACGGCGCACGAGGAGGACCUUACCGAGAGUCUGGAGGCGGCGAUGGAGAAGUAUCCGGACACAUAUGCGGUGCUCGUGCGGCGGCAUGGUAUCUACGUAUGGGGCGACAAUGUGCAUAAGGCGAAGACGCAGUGCGAGAGCAUCGAUUACAUCCUGCAGCUCGCUGUGGAAAUGAAGAAGCUCGGGUUGCCGUGGACAACGAAUUGA